AUGGCAACUCCAACCACACACAUCCUGGCUCAAUCCACGCGUGACCUUGUCACAAUUGUUGGUGGGCCUUUUUAUGAAGUCAAAUUAGGUCGUAAAGAUGGGUUUGAGUCUAAAGCUCAUAAAGUUCGUGGAAACAUACCAACAGCAAAUCACACGGUCCACGACAUGAUGUCGAUAUUCAAAAAGAAUGGUUUCUCCCUAAAGGAAAUGGUUGCACUUAGCGGCGGGCACACUGUGGGAUUUGCUCACUGCCUAGAAUUCAGUAACCGGUUAUUUGGACCACGGGCUGAUCCAGAGCUCAAUUCGCAAUACGCAGAUCGUCUUAAAGAUCUAUGCAAAAAUCACACGAUGGCGGCAUUUCUUGACCCCAUAACCCCAGGAAAAUUCGAUAAUAUGUACUUCAAGAACUUGAAAAGAGGUCUUGGACUGCUAGCUUCCGACCACGCCUUGUUCAAAGACAAUGGCACGAGACCGUUUGUGGAUUUAUAUGCGGAUAACCAGACGGCUUUCUUCGAAGAUUUUGCUCGUGCCAUGGAAAAACUAGGCAUGGUCGGCGUUAAAGGUGAUAAAGAUGGAGAAGUGAGACGCAGAUGUGAUCACUUUAACAAACUUAACGUAUAA
Molecule: messenger RNA, 621 nt
Organism: Eruca vesicaria subsp. sativa (arugula)
Lineage: Eukaryota; Viridiplantae; Streptophyta; Magnoliopsida; Brassicales; Brassicaceae
Source: the annotation of a GenBank genome assembly